AUGUGGGGGAGGGAGGCUAGGCCAGAUCUCUCCCCUAGCUGUGGGAAGAGGAGAACAGAUGCAGCUGUCACUCAUAUGUAUAAAGCAAGCGCCAGGCAAUCAGAGCAGCGCGGACCCCAGCAGGCGGCCUGGACAGGCAAAAGAAUGUUUUCCCUCCUGCUCGCUCUCUCUCUGCUGGCGUGGGAGGCAGCAGCCGGCCUGACAGACAGUGCAGCUCCAGCUGCAUUGGGGGAUUUUACAGCUCUUUUCAAGUUGACCCAGCAAGACCCCUGGGAAAACGACGUUAAUCUUACCAGCAUGUCCUGUGAGGAUCUGGGGAACAAGACAUGGACCCAUUUGCGACUGAACAACAACAGCCUGCAAGCCUUCCCUGCCUGCCUGCCUGGGGGUCUGGAGGCCUUAGAUCUCAGCACCAACCAGUUACCUUCGCUGAGUGGCGUGGAGAUAGCGAACUUCUCAAAGCUGCGUGCCCUCUCCUUGAGGCACAACUACAUCCAAGAAAUUGCGUGGGGAACCAGAGCCCUCGGUAGCCUCCAGUUCCUGGACCUAAGCGCUAAUAAAUUGUCCUCUCUGCCAUCAUGCCAGACAGCCCACCUGCCAAACCUGAAGUGGCUGUCGCUGGCUGGAAACCCCAUCACUGAACUCCAGCCUCUGUCUUUCUCCUGUUAUCCACAGCUACAGUUCCUGAACUUGUCUGCCACUCUGCUAGGGCAUGAGAAUGGCGGAGGGAUUAGUGCUUCAGCCUUUGCCUUGAAUGUGUUGCAGGGAGACACCGGGAACAGAGCUAGGAGCACCAUUGACGUGCUUGACCUGAGUGGGACCUUUCUCGAGACAAGUAAGUUUGACGAUUUUUGUGGUACUCAUGGGAUGGUGUACAGAUUCUCAAAAUUUUCAUCUCCUAGCUGUAACCUGAGUUCCUUUAAUCCUUGGAAUAUCAACUCAUCAGGUAGCAUCAGCAUCAACCUGUAUGGAAAUCCUUUAGAGUGCAACUGUGGACUUUCCUGGCUACUUUCUGAUCCAGAGAGAGUUGUACUGCAAAGGGCAUCUGACACCAUUUGCAAUACAGCCUCAGAAGACAGAGAGAAGCCUUCAUCCUCAUCGUCUCUUUCGCUGUUACAACUCUAUGAUGAAUGCCAGGCCAAGAGAAAUACCACAUUCCCCACAUCAAACACUCCCCCUCUCACGGAAGACUCUUCCAACCUUCCCAUUAUUGAUUCCACUACUGUGGCAGCAAUGAUGGACUCUGCUCUAUUUGCUGAAGAACUUUACAGCGACUCCUUGGUGUCACGAAACAUGGUAAGUAUGACGCAAACAGCUCAGAUGAAGAAUGAUCCCACAACUGCGGACCUUUUUUCCAAAUCUACUACUGAUCCCACUACUGAAGGAACAGCAGCCACCUCUUCAACAAUUCUGGGAGAGCUUUAUAGCGACUCCUUAACUCAGCAAAGCACUGAGAGUACAAUCAAAACAGAUCCAUUGAAGAGAAAUGCUACAACGACCACCGCUUUGUUUCCUCAAGAGGAAACAUUCUACCAGUCUACUAAUAACCCUUCCACUGAAGCGACAAGACUAAUAGGGACAAACUCUCCUCUUUUUCCUGGCACAGUAAGUCCAUCUCAGACAGAUCAACAGCCGCAUAACCCCACAAACCCAAACCUUAUUCCAAAUCCUACCCAUGCUGUAAUAAAAGUGGAUUAUGAAGAUGACUAUUACGAUGAUCAACCAAAGGAAAGCGUAACUCAACUGAUAAUAGUCUCUUGUGACUACGACCCCUGCCACCAGCUCCAGAAGCCAUGCUCUGAACUUCAGAGGUUGUCCCCAUGUCUGUGUCCUGGAGUGUCUGGGGAAGACACUGUUCCAGAUCCACCGAGGCUCAGAGAAGUGUCUGAAACGACAGACACAUCAGCACAGAUCCACUGGUGUGCCCCCAGUUCAGUUGUUCAUACUUAUCAGCUUGCAUACCACGCCAAAGGCAGUGAGAAGACCCAGAUCCUGGUUGAUGAGAUCUAUCCCACAGCGAGGCAGCAUACACUAUACAAACUUUCACCAGACACCACCUAUUGGGUGUGCGUGAUUGCUUCUAACAAAGCAGGAUCAAGCCAGACGACAAGUGAGAAGAUUUUGGGCAAUCCGUGCACCCAGUUUACAACAAAGCCCAGCUAUAAAUCCAUCUUUGUGGUCUUGUCCCUAGCAAGUGGGGUCUUUCUAAUCACCACCAUUGUAUUGUCUGUGUGUCUGUAUCAAAAAUGUAAAAAGCCUCACGCUGAGCAAUACAGCACACACCUCAUCUCUUAUAAAAACCCAGCAUUUGAUUACCCCUUAAAACUGCAGCCAUGUAAUUAGCCCCAGGUAGUUUUGUCAACAUAUUUUGCAGUAAAACAUCUUAUAGCAACACAUUUAAGUGGAAUCCAGCUGCUCACUCACAGAACUGACUUCAUCUCUGUUGUAAUUCUAAAGAAAUUACACCAGGGGCAUCUGUGGCUCCAAAUGCUUAGUUUUGUUACAACAGGACAUCACCUGGCCUGUUUCUGAGAUCUCUAUUCUCCAUUUCCAAAGAUCUGUGUUCAGAGUGAAGUUUCUCUUUUUAUUAUAAUGUAUAAUCAUUUUCAGGCAGCUGAUUGAGAAGU
Molecule: messenger RNA, 2627 nt
Organism: Chelonoidis abingdonii (Abingdon island giant tortoise)
Lineage: Eukaryota; Metazoa; Chordata; Testudines; Testudinidae
Gene: LRRN4
Product: leucine rich repeat neuronal 4
Molecular function (GO): protein binding
Source: RefSeq, a predicted model, not a curated record